This is a messenger RNA of Saccostrea cuccullata (small rock oyster), 1167 nucleotides long. RefSeq lists its product as uncharacterized. Gene Ontology annotation, cellular component: cytoplasm. The record is from RefSeq and is a predicted model, not a curated record. The transcript has 2 exons. Gene Ontology annotation, biological process: N-acylphosphatidylethanolamine metabolic process. The coding region runs from base 170 to 1156 and encodes 328 amino acids. Gene Ontology annotation, molecular function: glycerophospholipid phospholipase A1 activity; A2-type glycerophospholipase activity. NCBI's taxonomy places the organism in Eukaryota, Metazoa, Mollusca, Bivalvia, Ostreida, Ostreidae.
AAUAUAGUUUAUUAGACCAAGGCUUUGAUGGCAAUCUAGACCUCGGAAGAAUUAAUGAUUUAGUUUUGCGCUUUAUUUCCAAACCGGAAGAUUUUUAUUCCUUUUGAGCAACUAUGACAGCAAGGCGUACAAGUUAGUAACGGUGUCAGAGUUGUCGUUCUUUGCAAACAUGGAUGUGACGUCACUAGAAUUCGUGGAUCCCUCGGGACUCAGCGAUAUUGAGGAAAACUUGAAGAAAAGAAUAGAGAAAAAUGAAAGAUUACUGGAAAGAAAAACCAAACAUCUUAAAAGGUUUGUUAAUGAAACAACUUCAGGACUUGAAGAGUUCAGAGCCUCUGUAUUUGAGAGGGAAAUGGAGAAUUUGAAACCGUGUAUUGAAAAAACAUCGAAAUAUUUAACUGAAACUAACAUAAAGCAAGGAAAUUUACAGCGAAAAUUUUACACGAAAAAUCACCACGCAAAUGAAGACAAAAAGAGACGGAAAUCUCCAAUGAAAGAAGAAAUGUGUAUAAGUUAUCCUAUUGAACUUAUUGAGAAGGCAGAAGCAACUCGAGUGUGUUUGGGUAAGUGUCUUCGACAGCUCCGGGUUGAGCGCGUUAAUGAAAUUAAUCCUGGUGAUCACUUAGUGUAUCAACGUCCAGGAUAUCAACAUCAUGCUGUCGUUGUUGAUAUCAGGAAUGUGGACGACAUGACAGCUGAUUUAACGGUGAUACACAAAAGUGGCAACGGCUUAGACGUGAUCAACGGAAUAAUGAGGUAUAUUUGUACAAUUGGCCAAAGUAGUCCUAAGGGUCGACUAAAAGAAGAAAAGUUUGAAUGUGUAAAUGUCAAAGAAACAUGUUUGUACAUAAUUAAGUACAAAACCAAUCCUUAUUCCCCUGAUCAAAUCAUUCAGAGAGCACGUGAUCAAUUGGACAAAUCAAAAUCUUCAGAAUAUAAUUUAGCCAAAAACAACUGUGAACACAUCGUUACUUGGUGUGUGACUGGUGAGUUUUACAGUGACCAAAUCAACAGUUUAUGGAUCAAUGUUAUGAACAAGUUCAAGCCUUUCUGUGAGGACACUGCCUCUAUGGAGAAGGUAGAAGACAUGAGACGAUGUGAAUUGAUAUGUGAUGAAUGUUAUUCCAAUUGUAAAGAAGUAAAAACAAAGUUAUGAGCAUUUUUAUU